This is a messenger RNA of Anopheles funestus (African malaria mosquito), 937 nucleotides long. RefSeq names its product acireductone dioxygenase (gene Adi1). NCBI's taxonomy places the organism in Eukaryota, Metazoa, Arthropoda, Insecta, Diptera, Culicidae. Gene Ontology annotation, molecular function: acireductone dioxygenase [iron(II)-requiring] activity. The record is from RefSeq and is a predicted model, not a curated record. Bases 224 to 775 code for a protein of 183 amino acids. The transcript is spliced from 4 exons.
UUACCUGCGAAGAUCGAGUGAUCAAUGCUGUCACCGUUUUGUUUACGAAAUAGGAAAACUGACAGCAUUCUGAUGUGUUCAUGAAUGUAAAUUUUCCUUAUCAACAGUGUAUUUUUGGUAGCUUCAAAAAACAGGUUGAAACCUUUCAUCAUUCCAUUAUCAGUUAUUAAUCAAGUUGUGAAGUCAUCUCCUGUGAGUUCAGUGAGUUUAAUAUAAAAUCAGAAUGGUACGCGCCUGGUUUAUGGACAACGAACCGACCGAUCAACGAUUAGAACACCAGCUUGAUCCGCCCAAGUUUCUAACGCUGGAUGAUCUUUACAAAAGCACCGGAGUGGAAUAUUUUAAAAUUAAUGUUCCAUCGUACGACACGGAUGGAGUGCUGGCAAAGAUCCGCAACGAUCGUGGCUAUUCGUAUGAGGACGAAAUCACUUGUUCCGAGGCGUGUUUGCCCGACUACGCGAACAAAUUAAAGUCCUUUUUCACCGAGCAUUUGCACACGGACGAAGAGAUUCGUCUGGUUAUGGACGGAUCUGGAUAUUUCGAUGUACGCAACGGACCGGAUGAUGCAUGGAUACGGAUUGAAGUUGUUGCUGGUGAUUUGAUUAUCAUUCCCAGUGGAAUUUACCACCGUUUCACGCUGGAUGCCAAGAAUUACAUCAAAGCGAAGCGAUACUUUGUUGGAGAACCGGUCUGGUUGCCGUACAAUCGUCCCGCUGAUGAAAUGGACUGUCGCAAGGAGUAUUUGAAAAGAUUGGAAACCGGAUUUGUCGCAUAAUCUCAGCCGGGAAACUGAAACAUCGUGCAGAUCGUGGCUGCAAUAUAAACACAUGAAAAUUUUGUUAACACUUUGCUCAAGGUUAUAUGCCGAUGAACAACAACCAGACAGCAUCUAAUGCAAUAUUAAUGUUUCUUAAUAAAAUGUUACUCAAAACUAUUA